Penicillium soppii is the source of this 237-nucleotide messenger RNA. RefSeq lists its product as uncharacterized. Lineage: Eukaryota; Fungi; Ascomycota; Eurotiomycetes; Eurotiales; Aspergillaceae. The record is from RefSeq and is a predicted model, not a curated record. The coding region runs from base 1 to 237 and encodes 78 amino acids. The transcript has 3 exons.
AUGUCUGAUCUUGAAACAAAUGAUAAUCUCAUUAUCUCUAUCGAAGACGAAGUGAACGCGAGUCGUGGCUAUACAGCAGCCCUUGGUAAUCCCAAGUACAAUGCCCUAGACCUUCUCAACAACGAGAUUGGUGGUGAUACGCCUCCUCGUUAUCUGAAGGAGACCCUUGGUGAUCAUUAUGAAACCCGUAAUCGCAUGAAUGCUAGUUCUAGACGGUGGGACAUAUCAAAACUCUAA